GAUACCCAUGCAUGCAAGGAUCCCGGAUCCCAACACACCCAACACACCCACACACAACACAUACAAUACACACACACUCGAUACCCGAUUGGAGACAACAACAUUCAAUACCAAACCAUCUUCACGAUGAGUCACCCCUACGCUGCUCGUAUCGACUUGACUUUUCCAGACAAUGAAUUAGCCGAAAAAGCUAUUCAGGUUCUACAAGUAGACAAAGAACCAGGAGAUCGAGUCGUCAAGGCAUUCUCCAUUGUUCAGGAAGAGUCCGUGGCUGUUCUCCGUGUUGAACUCAAGGCCACCGAAGCUAAAAUGCUACGCGUUGCAGUGUCUUCUUUUUAUGAUUUUGUGCAGGUUGUGUUGAAAACCAUGCAAGAAUUUGAUCCAGCCUCCUGAUACUCUCUACUGGCUAGUAGGCAAGGCUAUUCAGCAACUGCCAGUUCUAUUCCACCGCUCGAUUCUGACAUGGAUGACAAUUGGCAGCUCCCCUUUCUACACACGGUCUGAACCCUCGCAUUGCAAAAAUUUUGUGGUCCAAACAAGCAAGAAGCUUCUGCCUGGCCUAGCUAGCUGGUAAGCAGAGGCUGAGAUUCUGGCACUUUCCGAAAUUGAAUCGGUGGGAUAAUGGCCGCCAUGAGAACCAAAGAGCUUCAUCCUGGUUGUUUCCUUGGUAGGCGGACUUAGCGGUGUUUACUCCAGAAUAGUACAGACGGCAGCUACUAGUAAGCUGUGGUGGCGGUUUGAUCUGUCAUUUCUUUCCACACAGAUAUGUUUUUUUUACACAGUGACAUAGCAACAGCAUCUGCACACAAUUAGUCCAAAGAUGCAAAUUUCUUGGCUUCAGCCAAUUUAGUUCGCUCAAACCGUCAGGC
Molecule: messenger RNA, 869 nt
Organism: Seminavis robusta
Lineage: Eukaryota; Bacillariophyta; Bacillariophyceae; Naviculales; Naviculaceae
Source: the annotation of a GenBank genome assembly